CAAGGCGCCCGCGGAGUCCCAACCGUAGAAAAACAAAACCCGGGAUAACAACAAAACUCUCAUUUUACAACGAAGUACGAACAAGAAUCCGUUUUUCUGUGCUAGAUUUUCCGUACGAGACCGAUUCUCGCUGUUUUCCGUCGCUCUUUGUGGCCUCUCGGGCGAUGUUGUUUAUCUGUAGUAACGGGGGCCUUGAAACCGCCCUCCCUUGCCCCAUUUCCUCGGUUGUUUUCCUUCUCUCGCCUGGAUUCUCCAUGUUGUUGCUGCAAAAGUGAGGACUCUCAAAAGAGAGAGGGGGGCUUCUCGGUGAUAUUACCAGCAAUAUCAGCGGUACACCCGAGAAGACGGGGAACACGGAGUCUCAAAUAGCUUCCGAAGAACAUAUCCAAGUGCCUUGCCCCCUCCCCUGGCGGACCCUCCGAGGAAAAAAGAAGAAGAAGAGGCGGUGGACGGGAGAAUAAUAGAGCCAAGAACAAGAUAAAUCCUACUCUCAUCGAGGAUCGUAACUGGGGCGGAUGACAAGUUACUUCGGCGAAUAAUAAAGUCAGCUUGUCAAUAAAACCCAAUGAGGGACACCCAUCAGUACUCGGGGACAGGAUUUGAGGAUUUUGAGGGCUCCGUGAUUGUCAGAUGGAAAGUUCUGUUAUCACCCAAGUGCAGAAAGAAGACGUCCAAGUAUCACCGAAAACAGGCCAGGUGAGCCGGUCUGCCCUGAAACAGCCUCGGAGCUGCAACAUCUUCAAAGCGCUCUUCUGUUGCCUCCAAGCUCAGGAUGGCCCCAAAUCACCACCACUGCCACUACCACCACCGCCGCCACCGCCAUCACCCACCCAGCAGGCCUUGCUGGAGUCGCAGGAAAAUGGGAUGGUUGUCAAGCUACAUGAACCCAGCCUCCUGCCUGAGGUGAAGGCCCAGGACCAAGGGAAGAUAUGCGUGGUCAUAGACCUGGAUGAGACCCUGGUGCACAGCUCAUUCAAGCCUAUUAGUAAUGCAGACUUCAUCGUGCCUGUGGAGAUAGAGGGGACCACACACCAGGUGUAUGUGCUGAAGAGGCCGUAUGUGGACGAGUUCCUGCAGAGAAUGGGCGAAUUGUUUGAAUGUGUGCUGUUUACAGCCAGUCUUGCUAAGUACGCAGACCCUGUGACAGACCUGCUGGACCAGUGUGGCGUAUUCCGGACCCGGUUAUUCCGGGAAUCUUGCGUAUUCCACCAGGGCUGCUACGUCAAGGAUUUAAGCCGCCUGGGCAGAGACCUCCACAAAACCCUCAUCCUGGACAACUCUCCUGCCUCCUACAUCUUCCACCCAAAUAAUGCUGUUCCUGUGGUGUCAUGGUUUGAUGACGUGGAUGACACUGAGCUGCUCAACCUUCUUCCUGUGUUUGAAGACCUUAGCCAAGCUGAUAACGUUUACACCCGGCUGGACCAGCUUCGCGGCCAUUAGCUUUCAGUGGACCUCCAGCGCGAGACUACUCCGCCUAAAAUACAGCCUCGUGUAUUGAGAAUAUAGACAUAACGGUUUCUCGACUGUGUUCUCCUCCUCUGUACACAAAAUCCUCUUGUUUAUAAAAUUGUAUUAGUACAGGGUUAAGGAAAUUCCAAAGCCUGGGGAAAAAAAAAAAAAA
Archocentrus centrarchus (flier cichlid) is the source of this 1621-nucleotide messenger RNA. RefSeq names its product CTD (carboxy-terminal domain, RNA polymerase II, polypeptide A) small phosphatase 2 (gene ctdsp2). The transcript is spliced from 7 exons. The record is from RefSeq and is a predicted model, not a curated record. Bases 631 to 1440 code for a protein of 269 amino acids. NCBI's taxonomy places the organism in Eukaryota, Metazoa, Chordata, Actinopteri, Cichliformes, Cichlidae. Gene Ontology annotation, molecular function: RNA polymerase II CTD heptapeptide repeat phosphatase activity.